This is a messenger RNA of Rosa chinensis, 1179 nucleotides long. RefSeq lists its product as uncharacterized. Lineage: Eukaryota; Viridiplantae; Streptophyta; Magnoliopsida; Rosales; Rosaceae. The record is from RefSeq and is a predicted model, not a curated record. The coding region runs from base 41 to 880 and encodes 279 amino acids. The transcript has 2 exons.
UAAUUGGUAUCAGAGCUUUGGCAAGAGCUUGGUGGAUUCUAUGUCUCAGGUCGGGCGACGAAGGGGAGGUUUUCGAAUGGAGGGUCGUGACAUCAACAACGACAUGGCUGAAAUCAAAAGGAUGCUUCAGCAACUUGCGGUACGUCUUGAUCGCAUCGAAACUCGACGACGGGGUCAUAAGAGUUUUGACGGGGAGAGAAACGUUACCACUUAUCAUCAACGUGUCGAUCGCAUCGAAACUCGACGACAAGAUCGUAAGAGUUCCGACGGGGAGAGAAACGUUACCACCUAUAAUCAAUGUGUCAAUCGCAUCGAAGUUUCACACCAAAGCGGUGAGAGUAUUGAGGAGGAACAAUACAUUGAUCUCUCUCAUCGCUGUGCUUCUUUGUGUGAGCCAGACAUACAGGAUGAAGAUAAUUAUGAUUCUGAAGAUUGCGAUGAAAAUUGCUUGGAGAUUGAAGAGGUUGACCUGCCCAUGCAAAUGAUUCAUCUCCCAGUGCAACAAAAUAUCGUUAAAGCCAUGCCAGUCCAUCUUGUGGAAACAUCAUCAGCAAUUGUAAGUCAUGAAAUUAAUUCAUGCAUGGGUGAUAUCUUUGAAUUGGAUGAUCAUGUGGGUAAUUCAGAUCCAAAGCCCAAACUAGAUCUGGAUGUCGACAUUGUUUUAGGAUCUCAAGAAAUAGAACAUAGUAUGUGUGGGUCAAUACGUGAGCAUCCUAACAGAAUUGUUGGUGUUGAUCUUAAGAAGUCAUUUGUCUCCAACAAGCUGGUGAAGCGUGUUGAAUCUAAAAGCAAAGAUGCAUCCCUCAAAUUUCAUGAUCCAUUACAAGAAGAUGCAACUCAUCAAUUUAUUGAUUUCAUUGGGGAAUCAAUUGCAAGCUAAUCUGUCAAAAGAAGAUUUGAAGCAAUGGAAGAUUUUAUUGAAUUUUCUUCAAUCAAUGGCUCAAAUUCGAGGACGAAUUCUUUCCAACCAGGGAAGCCUGAUGCGGGUGCAUAUGGGGCAACAUCAAAUGCAUUAUUUUGUUGUUUUAUUAUAUAUUUGUAAUAUUUGAUAUUUCAUUGUUUAGAUAUUUUUAGGGUAUCUUUUUACAUUUAAUUUAGGUUUUACAUUUAAUUAGCUUUCCAUUUUAGCUUAAGUCUACUUAUUCUCCAAGUAUUGUAAACCCUAUAAAUAUGGGUAAG